Molecule: messenger RNA, 1290 nt
Organism: Chaetomium fimeti
Lineage: Eukaryota; Fungi; Ascomycota; Sordariomycetes; Sordariales; Chaetomiaceae
Exons: 1
Coding region: 32-1018 (328 amino acids)
Molecular function (GO): protein binding
Source: RefSeq, a predicted model, not a curated record
GGCGGACGUGCCGGCGGCGCCGUCGUCGGGCAUGUACUGGAGCCGGUGCGCGACGUCCGGGGCGCCGCACACGGCGCUGCGCGCGCACACGGCCACGCCCGUCGGGUCGAAUGUCUUUGUCUUUGGCGGCUGCGACGCCCGCGCCUGCUUCAACGAGCUCUACGUCCUCGACGCCGACGCCUUCUACUGGUCCGCCCCGCACGUCGUCGGUGAUGUCCCCGUGCCCCUGCGCGCUAUGACGGCGACUGCGGUUGGGAAGAAGCUGGUUGUUUUUGGCGGCGGUGAUGGGCCUGCGUACUACAACGAUGUGUAUGUGCUGGAUACCGUCAACCUCCGCUGGUCGCGCCCGCGCAUCCUUGGUGACAAGGUGCCGUCCAAGCGUCGCGCGCACACGGCGUGUCUGUAUAAAAACGGCAUUUAUGUGUUCGGGGGCGGGGACGGCGUGCGGGCGCUCAAUGAUAUCUGGCGGCUGGACGUCAGCGACAUCAACAAGAUGUCAUGGAAGCUCAUAUCGGCGCCGUCCUCGGCCGACGGGCGGUCACCCGUCACGGGAAAGGAUCUCCGGCCCAAGGCGCGGGGCUAUCACACGGCCAACAUGGUGGGCAGCAAGCUGAUCAUCUACGGCGGCUCCGACGGCGGGGAGUGCUUCAACGACGUGUGGGUCUACGACGUCGAGACGCACGCCUGGAAAUCGGUCAACGUGCCCGUCACCCACCGGCGGCUGUCGCACACGGCGACCAUCGUCGGCUCCUACCUCUUCGUCAUCGGCGGCCACGACGGCAACGAGUACUCCAACGACGUCCUGCUGCUCAACUUGGUCACCAUGACCUGGGACAGGCGGAAGGUCUACGGCCUGCCCCCCAGCGGCCGCGGCUACCACGGCACUGUGCUGCACGACAGCCGGCUGCUGAUGAUUGGCGGCUUCGACGGCAGCGAGGUGUUUGGCGAUGUGUGGUCCCUCGAGCUGGCUGUGCACGCCUAUUAUUCGCAGAUCAGCCAUUUUACCAUCGAGGUGUGAAUCUAGUUCCAUCUAUUCUAGCCAUGCUCAUACGCGCGAUCUGCCGUUUGACAUUGUUUCAAAGGAACCGGGUAUUUUUUUCAGGAAAUUGGAUAUUGGAGUGGUGUUGGGCGGAGGGAGGCUGGCAUUGACUGAUACAAGCGAGGCACGGCGUCGCGCGGCUUGGGUUGGAUGUAAAAUGAGAGCGGAGCGGACUGAUAUCAAGAUGGCUUUUCCCGUACAGUUGCUAUGUCACAAGCGAUCUAUGAAUCACGACAGUCUUAAGAUGAACA